This is a messenger RNA of Ascochyta rabiei, 1950 nucleotides long. RefSeq names its product polarity establishment/cellular polarization. Gene Ontology annotation, cellular component: membrane. Bases 1 to 1950 code for a protein of 649 amino acids. The record is from RefSeq and is a predicted model, not a curated record. The transcript is spliced from 3 exons. Gene Ontology annotation, molecular function: calcium ion binding. Lineage: Eukaryota; Fungi; Ascomycota; Dothideomycetes; Pleosporales; Didymellaceae.
AUGGCAGCGUUACUACUUGCCAUGGCGAUGCGCAUUGCGGUAUUCGCCGCUUUGCUCGCAGUCGCUGAAGCAGUUCCACAAAUCAGCUAUCCUCUGAAUUCGCAGUUUCCGCCGAUCGCACGAGUUAGCGAGCAAUAUGUUUUCCAGUUUGCGUCAACUACCUUCAAGUCGGAUACAGGCAGCCUGUCGUACUCAUUGAACGAAAAUCCCUCGUGGCUUUCGAUCGAUGGAAAGACUGGAACACUUUCUGGAACACCCAAAGUGUCUGAUGUGGGCACUAUGUCCUUCACUGUUACUGCAGCUGGGUCCGCUGGAGCUGUCGCAAAUAUGGAAUCGACUUUGAUCGUGUCCAAAACCGACGGACCCCAGCUGAACACGAACAUCUCGCAAGCGUUGUCUGCAGCAGGUUCUCUGUCCGGCCCAACAACCAUAUCAGCCAGACCAUCUCAAAUUUUCGACAUAACGUUCCCAUCUGAUACGUUCGACUCAGACAACAAGCUCUCGUACUUCGCGACACUCUCCGAUCACACUCCACUGCCUGCCUGGAUCGGCUUCGAUACGUCGUCGUUGCGCUUUUCAGGGACUACUCCACCAACGAGCAAGCCGCAGUCCUUUGGUAUACUUUUGAUUGCUUCCGAUACGCCAGGAUAUGCCUCCGCUACAGUACAGUUCACACUAGCGAUCAGUACCCAUGAGCUCUAUUUCCAACCCGCUUUUCAGACCUUGAAUGUUACCAAAGGUGGAAAUGUGCACGUUACAGAUCUCAAGAACAAACUGUACCUUGAUCAGUCAUCUAUCAGUGACAGAGACAUACAGUCUCCAUCAGCCGAGCUGCCAUCCUGGCUGAAGUUUGAUGGCAAUUCGUUCGAUCUUACUGGAACAGCACCCGCUGAACUCUCGUCACAAGACCUCACGGUAACAGCAAUGGAUAUAUACGGUGACUUAGCCGAGUAUACUAUCCACCUAAACGUCAUUUCAGAACUGUUCUCUGGAACGGUCGACGCGCUCAACAUUACUCUUGGGGAGCUCUUCAAGGUCCAGCUGCCACGAUCCAUACUUGCCAAAGAUGAUGAGGUCGUAACAGUUGACUUCUCAUCGUUGACGGAUCAUAUGCACUUCGACCCAAUCACGUUCACGAUCUUUGGGACUGUGCCUGAAGAUAUGUCGCCACAGGUCGUACAAUGCUCCAUGACAGCUACCUCUAAGAAUGGAAGCCUAAAAGAGUCUCAGCUGUUCAACAUUGAACUUCUGGAAGGGAAGGAUGCUACUACCAACACCGACUCCACGCUCUCCGGUCACGGUGAUACUUUCGACACCACCAAGACGGACGUCAGCGGUCAACGCGUAGGAAUCAUUGCUGGCAUCGUCAUUGCGUCUGUCGGCGGCGCUGUGUUACUUGCUGCAUGUAUCUUCUGCACAUGCCGAAGAAAGAAGCAGGUCAAGGGCUACCUGAACCCCAAGUCUGCAUGCCCAAGGAGUCCAAGGAAGUCAGAGAUCUCGCGACCAACGUUCAUACCUAUUGGCUGGCCAGAUAUUGAGGAGGAGGAUCUCGAGAAAGGCAAGCAUCAUGAUGAUGUCUUCCUGGAGCGCACUCCGGAGCAUGCCCCCAAAAUCGACAUCGAUCUACCUCAUGACCGCAGGGACAGUCUCUCGGCGACAGACUCAAUGGGCGAUACGGACACGAGGAUACUAGACACGUUUGGUGAGUCGUCGUGGGGUUAUAUCCGCGAUGAUUCCGCUCCAUCAGAUCACCCCCACGACUCGAUGAAGAUUCCCGUUGAUCUCGCGAAACGGUCUUCUCAUACUUCAACGAAUUCUUUCCGAAAGCACAAGCGCCGAACCACAACAGUGUAUCGGGACCAAAUUCACCGUAGUACAGGUCUACCAGUUAAUCGGCGCAUAACAGGAAUGGGGACACGGCCGCCACACUUACUCCCCAUCGAGGAGUAA